Messenger RNA from Laccaria bicolor S238N-H82, 180 nucleotides. RefSeq lists its product as uncharacterized. NCBI's taxonomy places the organism in Eukaryota, Fungi, Basidiomycota, Agaricomycetes, Agaricales, Hydnangiaceae. The transcript has a single exon. The record is from RefSeq and is a predicted model, not a curated record. Bases 1 to 180 code for a protein of 59 amino acids.
AUGGGUCCUGACCUCAUAUUUGUGCUUCGACUUGCGGAUGGGAAGACGACCUGGGUCGCGCUCCAGGCAAAGUUUUCGUCAGGGCAGAACGGAUCUCUUUCAAGACCGUUUCUUAAGCGCGUCAUGCGCUCCGUCACGCCCUCCAAUUUCUUCUUUGACAAGGCGAGCUACAUGGCCUAA